This is a messenger RNA of Coregonus clupeaformis (lake whitefish), 4073 nucleotides long. RefSeq names its product neuropilin (NRP) and tolloid (TLL)-like 1, like (gene neto1l). The record is from RefSeq and is a predicted model, not a curated record. NCBI's taxonomy places the organism in Eukaryota, Metazoa, Chordata, Actinopteri, Salmoniformes, Salmonidae. Gene Ontology annotation, molecular function: protein binding. The transcript is spliced from 10 exons. Bases 981 to 2663 code for a protein of 560 amino acids.
UGAGGUGUUGGAUUCUGCAGUCUGCUUGCAGAGAGAGAGAGCAUCUUAAAGAAACACCCACCCACCACCUUCUCCCGGUACUUUUUUUCUACUCCACCUUGGCGCUUAUAUCGGGGAAGUUUGAUUAUUUUCGUGAAACAAAGUAGUUUUCGUAUGGUUGUAUGAGUGUGGUCCAAUUAUAAUUAGGGUGGUUUAUAGGUUAGCCCAGUAGUUGUAGUAAUGAAUGGAUGACCAACGGUUGGAGGAGGGCGACAAUAUGCAUUAACUCUUGGUGGGUGUAGGGAGAGAGAGAGAGAGAGAGAGAGAGAGAGAGACCAGCCAGUCGCCAGAGAAGAAUGGAGAAUGCUCUACGAACACUCUCCAUCGCUUGAGGGAAUAGAGGAAGAAAGGAUGAGAUAAAGACAAUUCUUCUUCACGUUGCGACUUUUGCUAUCGAACUUGAUUGCCGGGGUUUUACACAUCUCAGUGAAAACAAUUCGGAGAAUGCGCUUAGGGGCAUGGAUACCCACGCGUCACUAGGAUUUUUGUUUCCAGAUAAAAGGAUUGAAGAAGAAUAACCAAAGCUCCCUUUUCUCCCUAAAUCUGUUUCAUCGGAAAAUUGUAAAGGUGGAGCGAUCAGGAAAGGCCGAUGACGGACCUAUUAAUCCAGUCAGUGCAUCAGAAGCACCAAAAGGUUCUGGAAACGUUUGGAUGGAAAUCGGGCGAAUGUUUAGACUUGCUUUUGGUUUUAUAUGAAACUGGUGACUAGUAGUUGCGAUUUUUCUCUCUCUGGAAUUUUCAUCUUCUCAUUCAAGAAAUUAUAGUGAAGACAUUUGCCGGGUUAUCAAUUGUAUUUUAAUUUAAUUUUAGGAAAGGUGGAAUGGUAUUGCGGUACGCUGUCCAUUUCGCAAUUCCCUUAAAUCUCAAUCGUUUCCUCUUGAAGUAUUCCUUAAUCUAAAUGGAAUUAGUUGAGCUUGAAGCCCCUUGUGAAAGGUACAGACAUGGUACAUGGGCACAGCCUCCUUCACGUUGUUGCAAGUCUACUCAUACUUGGGUUGUCUGGGGCAACAAAGAAGGAAGCAGUGAAAAACAAUUCAGGAGUGAAGCCUGCAGGACAAUGUGGCACCUGGGUGAAAGAAGGAGACGGGGGACUGUUCACAUCUCCCAACUACCCCAGCAAAUACCCCCCAGAAGUAGAGUGUGUUUACAUUAUUGAAGCUCCUCCGAGGCUGUGUAUUGUUCUGUUCUUUGAUGAGAGGUAUUCUAUAGAGCCUUCAUGGGAAUGUAAAUUUGACAACAUUGAGGUGCGAGAUGGCCCCUUUGGCUUCUCCCCAAUAAUCGGGCGCUACUGUGGCCAGACCAUCCCUCCCUUCAUCAGGAGCAGCGGACGUUACCUCUGGAUAAAAUUUGUUUCUGACGGCGAACUGGAGGCGAUUGGAUUUUCAGCCAACUACAACUUCACUGCAGAUCCGGACUUUGGAGACUUGGGAGUGCCCCAGCCUCUGCCCUUCUGUGAGUUUGACAUGGGAGGACCAGAGGGGAUAGUGGAGUCUCAUCAGAUCACGAGAGAUGGAAAGGCCUUAGCUACAGAGGCUGUGGACUGCAAAUGGUUCAUCCGCGCUCCGCCACGCUCCAAGAUCUACCUGCGUUUCCUGGACUAUGAGAUGCAGAACAGUAAUGAGUGUAAGCGUAACUUUGUGGCGGUGUACGACGGCAGUGCGUCCGUAGAGGACCUGAAGAACAAGUUCUGCUCUACGGUGGCCAACGACGUGAUGCUGGUGUCCACCACGGGGGUGAUCAGGAUGUGGGCCGACCAGGGCAGCCGCCGGAGCCGCUUUAGAAUACUCUUCACCACCUUCCAAGAACCUCCGUGCGAGGCAGAUGCCUUCUUCUGUCACAGUAACAUGUGCAUCAACAACACCCUGGUGUGUAACGGCAUUCAGAACUGUGUCUACCCCUGGGACGAGAAUCACUGCAAAGAGAAGAGGAAAGCCAACAUCCUGGACAACCUGAACAACACCAACGGCACCAUCAUUGGCGUCACCUGUUGCAUCGUCCUCAUCCUCCUCAUCGUGUCUGUCAUCGUUCAGAUCAAACAGCCCAGGAAGAAGUACAUCCUCCGGCGCGAGGACUUCGACCCCACCAUGUUCCAGGAGGUCUUCGAGCCGCCGCACUACGAGCUCUGCACGCUACGCAGCGCAACGCACGCCACCGCCGCCUCCGCAGACCUAGUCGACCUGGCGGAGGAUUUCGAGAACUACCACGCGCUCCGCCGCUCAUCCUCACGCUGCGUCCAUGACCAUCACUGUGGCUUCGCCUCCAACCCAGGCUCCGCCCACCUGUCCCAGCUGUCACUCAGUGGCCGGGGUAGCCGCGGCAACCUGAGCACGCGCGAGGCCCUCCUCACGGACCUUCCACCACAGCCAGUACGGCCACUGCUGCCCAGCAUUGCCCCCGGGAACCGGCGCAGCAUACUGGUGAUGAAGCACAGCUACUCACAGGAAGCGGCCGACAACGGGUGCGACCUCGAUGACGACCUGGAAGAGGUUCCCACAACGAGCCACCGACUGUCGCGUCACGAGAAGGCAGUCCAGCGACUUCUUGAGAAUAGUGCAAUCCUGGAUCAGUUCGAACGGGCUUCAAAGAAAUAUGAAAAUACGGACCGGAGAUUCACAUCAGCAUAAUGGCGAUGGUGAUGAAGGACUUACGGAAAUAGAGAGUAUGAAAUAUGUAACAAACUGGAAGAAAGUAGCUACAAUGAUAAAAACAAUUGCCUGUAUAUAGACUGGCUUAAAAUAAUUGAAACUUGAAUUUAAGUAGGCUACUACUCUGACCCAAUAUUGUCACUUCAGAUUUUGUAAUCUUAUUGACUGGACAUUAAGAAGGUACAUUAUUAUCAAAGAAAACAUUUUGGAUGAAUAUCUACAUUGUGAGAGGCAAGUUUGUUGCUUAAAUUCAUCAAAGGACUAUUGUGAUCAGAAAACCUUCCUCAGUUCAAUGUUUAGAGCAUGUGAUUUUGUAGGAUUUUUGCAGCAUAUUAUAAAUGAUAUUUUGAGGUAUCAAUGCUUGCAAUUUUUCAAUUUGAGGAAAGAUGUAACAUUUAUCAGUAAUAAUUAGGUGAUAAGGCCUACUCAGUAACAAACCCCAGUGUAAUUACCCCUCUCUGAAUAAGAAAAAAUAAAUAUUAUAUUAUAAUUGAAAAUGCUAUGGUAUGACUUGUGCAUGCUUUUUAUAUCCAUUAAAACAUUAACAAACUAACAUCUAGAUUGAAAGUUAAAUCAUCCACUAAUACAAUCUCAAUUAUAAAUAAGUUCACUAUAACAUAAACAAAGGAAAUCUAUCCAUACAAUUAUUAUGAGUGGUAUUAAUUGAUUGCAUGCUAAUUAAACUAAAUUAAAAGGCAAAUGUCAAUGCAAAACUAAUCUUUGACAUUUCCAUUUUCAAAUUUUAAUUCCUCACUGGGUUUUUUUUCUUCAGUGUGGUUGUUUAUUAUUUGACAAAAACAAUGUAAUUUCAAUUGAUUUGUCACACCCUCUCUUUUAGUAGCCUGUAAUCUUUGUACUCAGACUUUUCUACUUGGGGUAUUUGAAAAGAGGAGAGUUUUUAAAGACGUAAAUAAUACCUUUCAGGGCUGAUUUUAUGAAUGCUUUGUAAGAAAAUUAACAAUAAAGCUUAAUAAUUUUUAUUUUAAGGUUUUAUCUAAUUAUUUUUGUCAUGUGUUUCCCCAGUCCUUAUUGUUCAAAUGAAAUGAAAGGAAAUUAAUUUGGUUGCAAGUAACAUGCUAUAAAAGCACAUUUUACAAAAUAUGAAUGCAAACACACACACACACACACACACACACUCACAAAUGCACACCAUUAAGACACACCGUUUAGCGACACUAGGACUAUACUAAAUCAAAACAUUUUGAUCUCCACUCAAAUGUAAUGUAAUGUAAUUCCUGUCCACACUCACAUGAACAUUAUCAGGGAGUUGUUACAGUGUUGACUAUAGGAUUGAUGUUAUUGCCUGCAUGGUUUGUCUACACUACAUCAUUGCAACUAUGCUGACGCCUUCAGUAUCCCAACAAUAAAUCAAUCUUUAGUUUAAUUUGA